Alternaria atra is the source of this 1068-nucleotide messenger RNA. RefSeq lists its product as uncharacterized. Lineage: Eukaryota; Fungi; Ascomycota; Dothideomycetes; Pleosporales; Pleosporaceae. Bases 1 to 1068 code for a protein of 355 amino acids. The record is from RefSeq and is a predicted model, not a curated record. The transcript is spliced from 4 exons.
AUGGCAACUAAAUUGGCACCCUCUAGUGACAGCGAGCGCUUACGCGCAAAGUGCGAUGCGGCGUUGAAGGAAGAGCGCAAGACAAAGCUCAUACUGAACACUUUGCAGAAGAAUAUGAAGAAGUUGCGACGCCGUUACACUACUCUUGACGAGAAGACUGGUACCGAUAAGAUUGAAACAGCCGAUGCGUUCCUGGCCUUUGCGAAGAAUGACUGCAUUGAGUUCUGCACCAAAGUCCACAAGGCGUUCCCUCGCGAGAUUCGAGAUACCAUCUACGGCUACGUCACUGGCUUCGAAGACGUCUAUAUCACUUGUCAUCCUAAGGGCAAAGCACACGGAAGGAUGAAGAAAGUCAAGCACGUCUCCCGCCUGCAGGAAUCUGAACUUUACAUGGUCCGAGAGAUCAGGCAGAACUAUUAUCGCUCUUCCUGCUUUCUGUUCGAGCACGACAUCACCGACAUUGGCCGGUUUCGCGUGACAGACCAAUUCGAUUUCGGCUUCUUACCAGUGGAAUUCGUCACCAAGGUGCAGAUUGUAAUCGAGUGCCACGACUGUAAAUUCGAGCUUGUCGAUCAUGAAGGCACCGACAAUUCUGUUCACGGCAGUCCGAAUCGAACGUCAGAUUGGGGCAUGGAUUCGAUAUUUGAACGCAGCAGGCACACUCAAGAACAUCUACUUGUCGAACUAGAGUCGCUCUUCGGUUUCAGAUCUGGCACUGCGAUUGACAUCAAACUGUCGUCAGGUUCCGGUAGAAAGGCUACUGCGCUCGAAGAGCAGGAAUGGAUGUCACACAACGUAGUCCCCGUCAUUUUCCCUGUUCUCCAGCGACUCAACGAUGCCGGUUGCCGGGUUCGCAUACUUCUUUCCAGUCAAGGACGGUGGAGACCAACCACUUUUGCUUCGAGUUGGAACCCGGUGUCUCUUGAGGCUUUUACGGCAGAUUUCUGGAGGUAUGUCAACCACGAACAGAAAUGCAUAGUACAGGCUGAGCUUGACGCGGAGUCCGACGAAGGUCUCGACUUUGGCACAGAUUUGGAUACUACCGGCGAUCAAUCGGCAUGGCUUUAA